Molecule: messenger RNA, 2895 nt
Organism: Thalassophryne amazonica
Lineage: Eukaryota; Metazoa; Chordata; Actinopteri; Batrachoidiformes; Batrachoididae
Gene: fzd1
Product: frizzled class receptor 1
Exons: 1
Coding region: 344-2002 (552 amino acids)
Biological process (GO): canonical Wnt signaling pathway; non-canonical Wnt signaling pathway
Cellular component (GO): plasma membrane
Molecular function (GO): Wnt receptor activity; Wnt-protein binding
Source: RefSeq, a predicted model, not a curated record
GAGAGCGCGAGAGAGAGGGAGAAAAAAAAAAAAAACAGGUUUGAGCUUGAGCUGGCGCGCGCAGCAGCAGCAGUGUGUGUCUCGCGCUCACUGAGGAUUGGUUGACUUUCUCUUCUCGAGGACUCGGAUCUAUAUUUGUGGAUUUUCACCGGGGAACCGGACUGUGUGAGCGGGGGAACCCCUGUGGGAUCACUGGCACCUUCUCACCCUGGCAGCGCGGUGACUCCUCGGAGAGCAGCAGCGGGGCAGCGGGCCGUGCGCGGCGGGGAGAAGCCAACAAAGAGCGUCGCUGCGGAGUAAGUUCUCCGGACCUCCGAGCGGAGCCUCGGCUGGCCGCUUCACCAUGGCGCGCGGCGGACUCCUCCGCGCGGGCUGCACGCUGCUCGGCCUCGUCCUGCUCCUGAACGCGGGGCUGUUCCGGGUCAGCGGACAGUACGGCGACCGAGGCUUGUCGAUCCCGGAGCACGGAUUCUGUCAGCCCAUUUCCAUCCCGCUGUGCACGGACAUCCCCUACAACGAGACCAUCAUGCCCAACCUGCUGGGUCACACCAACCAGGAGGACGCCGGGCUGGAGGUGCACCAGUUCUACCCGCUGGUUAAGGUGCAGUGCUCCCCGGAUUUAAAGUUCUUUCUGUGCUCCAUGUACGCGCCCGUGUGCACGGUGCUGGAACAGGCGCUGCCGCCGUGCCGCUCUCUAUGCGAGCGCGCGCGCCAGGGCUGCGAGGCGCUCAUGAACAAGUUCGGCUUCCAGUGGCCCGACAGCCUCAGGUGCGAGAGCUUCCCCGUGCACGGAGCCAGCGAGCUGUGCGUGGGCCAGAACACGUCGGACCGGAGCACGGACUCGGACGGUCCGGGACCCUACCUCACCGAGCCCCCUCCUUACGACAGCCGCAAGGGGGAGUUCAGGUGCCCGGAGUCGCUGAGGGUCCCUCCCUACCUGAACUACCGCUUCCUGGGCCAGGAGAACUGCGGCGCCCCCUGUGAGCCCAAGAAGUCCCACGGGAUGAUGUACUUCAGCGAGGAGGAGCUGAAGUUCGCCCGGAUCUGGAUUGGCAUCUGGUCAGUCCUGUGCUGUGCGUCCACCUUGUUCACCGUGCUGACCUACCUGGUGGACAUGAAGCGAUUCAGCUACCCUGAGCGGCCCAUCGUCUUCCUGUCCGGAUGUUACACCAUGGUGUCCAUCGCCUACAUUGCUGGUUUUUUACUGGAGGACAAAGUGGUUUGUAAUGACCGGUUUGAGAAUGAGAUCAGGACUGUGGUGCAGGGCACCAAGAAGGAGGGCUGCACCAUCCUCUUCAUGAUGCUCUACUUCUUCAGCAUGGCCAGCUCCAUCUGGUGGGUCAUCCUGGCGCUCACCUGGUUCCUGGCGGCUGGGAUGAAAUGGGGCCACGAGGCCAUUGAGGCAAACUCUCAGUACUUCCACCUGGCGGCCUGGGCCGUACCUGCCAUCAAGACCAUCACCAUCCUGGCUGUGGGACAGGUGGACGGCGACGUGCUGAGCGGGGUCUGCUUCGUGGGCAUCAAUAGCGUGGACGCCCUACGUGGCUUUGUCCUGGCGCCGCUAUUUGUCUACCUGUUCAUCGGCACCUCCUUCCUCCUGGCGGGAUUUGUGUCACUUUUCCGCAUCCGGACCAUCAUGAAGCAUGAUGGUACCAAGACGGAGAAGCUGGAGAAGCUGAUGGUGCGGAUCGGGAUCUUCAGCGUGCUUUACACCGUGCCAGCCACCAUUGUCAUUGCGUGCUACUUCUACGAGCAGGCCUUCAGGGAGCAGUGGGAGAAGACGUGGAUCAGCCAGACGUGCAAAACCUACGCUGUCCCCUGUCCUGUCCACACCCACCCCAGCAUGAGCCCCGACUUCACCGUCUUCAUGAUCAAGUACCUCAUGACACUCAUUGUGGGCAUCACCUCUGGUUUCUGGAUCUGGUCCGGAAAGACCCUCAACUCCUGGAGGAGGUUUUACAUGAGACUGGCCAACAGUAAACAGGGUGAGACCACAGUCUAACAGGACGCAGGUCCUUUAUGCCCUUCUGGGUUCUUUCUGACUCAGCAGACACUUUGUAUGUUUUUGUUUUUUUAAUGUACAUACACAUUUGUGAGAUUUUUGUAAGUAUAUAUUUGUAUUUAAAGAUUGUAAAAAUCCAUUCUUUAAAAAAACAACACUUUUUCAUAUUUUGGACUGAUGGGUUUGUACUAAAGAGACAGCCGGUCUUCCAGGAUCCGGACCUCUCCUGGGAGGGUUUCAUCAUCUUUAAACUGUUUCUGGAACAAAAGGUAGAAUAACUACAAACUCUGCACCAAAAACCUUUUAUCCUGACAUUUUGACAAACCAGGAUGAUCUACCUAAAGAGGCAGUCUUUUAUUUAUUUAUUUAUUUAUUUUUUUUUGACAGCAUUUUGACCUAAAAUCUCAUCAGUAAUCUGUUUUAUUGCUUAAAAUCUAUUUAUCACCUGAUCAGAACUAAGCAUAAAGCCCUUUUAAUUGUUGUUUACAAACAUCAAGUACAAACAAUCGCUCAACAGCUUCUAAAAAUUUAAAUUUAAUUUUAAAGCUUCUUUUGUUUCCCCAUUUACAAACUUUUUUUUUUUUUUACAUAUUUGAUGUUAGAAUAUACAAAAUAUAAGGACACAAUCUUUUUCAAAACCAUUAAAAAUAAUUUUUUCUAGCUUUUUGAAGUCAGUUCUGUUCAUGCUGGUAUACAAUUAGAACAUCUGGGAUAGAUAAACCAUGAUAGCAAAUGUAUGUUUUUUGUUUUUUUCCUCCCCUGUAUUUUUGUAUUUUUUAGCUUUUUGUUUGUUUGUUUGUUUGUUUACUAAAACUGAUGAUAUGAACGUGCAUAGGCUUAUAUUGAUAAUAGUUUUCCUUCUUUGCAUGAUUACAUUGUAGCCAAGUGUGAAA